AUGAAUACUCCAUCGCUUCCACAACGCCUAGCUAACCGUGUUUUCCAUCCUAUGAUAUGGGUGGGGCUAAGUUUUUUCUUAUUGUCUAUUUGGGCCACCUAUUCCAUUGUGCUGGACAUUACAGCAGUUGUAAUUAAGGAUUUAACUGCCACUUCUGCUGUUGAGCAGAAUUCAAGCAGUGUUACAACUACUUCAUUUCCCACACAACAUAAUUUUACAGAAACUAUAACAACAACAAUAAAGAGCACGCCAACAAACAUAGUUCCAACUAUUAAUAGAACGCAACUCACUCAAGUAAUUAAAAAUUAUAUGUCAGAAAAAAUAAUCCAGAGUGAGACAAAUAUCACCAGUAUUAUUGACAACAAUGUCCCAAAAUUCCUCUUUGAAGAUUUUAAUAAUUGGCAUGACAAUAUUCUUCGGGAAUUAAGUUCCCAAAAUAAUUCAAUUUCAAACUUACAAAAUGGGAUUUUAGAAGAGAUAAAUUCCCAAGCUGCAAAUCUAAAUAGUUCUUUGGAACAAUUGAGUGAGUCCGGGUUUAUUCUUAAUAACGAAAAUUUCUCUUUAGAGAAUUUAACAAUUGAUACUACGAAAUUCAGUAAUCUUUUCAAGAAUGCAAAGAUUCAAAUAGAAGAUACUUCUAACUUUUGGUUGAAGCAAAAUAUUUCCCUGAAUCUUACAGAAAAUGGAACAUCUUUUCUUAACCUAAAUGUGUCAAGUUUCACAGAACUAGGAAUUCUGGACUCUUUAAAAAGGAACUUGACAAAUUUAUUUUCAGCUGGUAAGGAGGGCAGUAACAACGUUUCAAAAAAAAUUCUUUUUAGGAGAGACAUAGGAAACACAUUGGACUCUGGUUACAAUUCAAAAACAUUGUUGAAAAGAUGUAAAAUUUUAUCUGGUGUAUUUACGUUUGUCUUUUCCAUUGCCAUAAUCUGCUGUUUAAUGUAUGAAUGGGUCAAAUUUAGAUUUGAACAAAAGGUUUUCAAUACCGAAUUUGCCCAAUUAUUAGAAUGUACAGAGGGAAAGGAAGAGGAAAUAAACAUUCAAAUAACUCUAAGAGAGAAGAUGAAGUUUGUGAUAAAUGCUCUCGAUAACAUAUUUGUGUACUAUCUGAGCAAGUGGCGAGAUGUCACUCCUUUAAAUAGCAGACCCAGAAAACAACAUUUCCUUACAAAAAUGGGAUGGUGGUUUUUCACCAACGGAAGAUAUUUAUGGAUUUUUUUCAUCAUGAUAAUAAUUUACUUUCAAGUUGUCCUUUCUUUAACGAAAACAACCUUAAACACUAUUGAAAGUAGUACAUCCUUUGAACUAUUAGAAAAACGAUCCUUGUCAACAAUAACUACCCAAACAGAGGUUUUAACCAAAAAAAUGACGAGUUUUUCUCAGAUAUGUAAAAAUUUUGAGUCAUCUUUCAACGACAUUCUAAAGACAGCCAUUGAUGAUCAAUUGUGGUCAGCUAAAAAAGGAAAAUUAACAUCUGUUAUUGAAAAUAUUAAUACCCAAGUUUCACAAAUGAUUUUUGAAUACGAGAAUAUGACUUCUUUAGAGCUUCCCUCCUGGGAGCCAAUCACUCAAGAAGUGGCGUCAAAAUGGGUCCCCCUUGAUUUGAACUCCACCUCUGACACAGGAUUAUUAGAUUUAAUAUUAAGUAACAAUGCUAUUAUAAUGUCAGCCGAACCUGAGCCUGUUCUUCAAAAAAGAUCAGUAGAGAAAUACAAAGUAAAAAUGUCACUCGCAGUAAAGCUGAGAAAACUGAGAAAAUACACCAUAAUUGGUAUGUGCAUUGUCCUUUUUGUUCAUUUUGGAGUGGGGAUUAUAAUGGCAUGCAGCGUAGGAAACUAG
Molecule: messenger RNA, 1839 nt
Organism: Naumovozyma castellii
Lineage: Eukaryota; Fungi; Ascomycota; Saccharomycetes; Saccharomycetales; Saccharomycetaceae
Gene: PRM2
Product: pheromone-regulated protein PRM2
Exons: 1
Coding region: 1-1839 (612 amino acids)
Source: RefSeq, a predicted model, not a curated record